AUGGACAACAAUACCCCUUGGAGAGGUGGAAGAGGUCGAGGUGGUAAUCGAGGACGUGGAGGUGGAUCGAACCGUGGUCGUGACCAGGAUUUCUUCAAUACCAACAAUUCGAGUGAUGCACCUUCCAUUCUGUCACGACUAGGACCUACGAAUGCGCCCAUCAACGAUAACAGAAGCAGCAACUAUGAUAGAAACAAUAACUAUGAUAGGAACAAUAACUACGAUAGGAACAACAAUUAUGACAGGGAUAAUGGAAGAGUGUUUUCAAAGAAUCCUCGACGCAGCAGAAAUCAAAGUGGUAACAAUGCACGAUUCAAUAAUGAAUUUAUGGAUGAAGACACUGAAAUGAGACCUGAUACUUCAACUGGAAAUAUUGUCACUGUGAAAGGUUAUCCUCCUGGUACUGAAGAAAAAUUACUUUCCUUCUUAUCAAGAAAAUCAAAAGUCCCAUGGGCACCUAUUCAUAUCGAUUAUGGACCCAAUCAGAUGCACAUUACAGUCAUAGAUGAUACAGUAGCUGGUGGUUUGUGUAGAAUGAAUAAUUUUGCAUUUAUGAACCAGAACUUGACAAUCACCCGAGGAGGAGGAGGAGGAGACGGUGGCAGCAGACCAAACGCACGUCCCAGAAGUGGCCCAAAUAAUACUAGCGACAACAGUAGUAGUACUGGUGGUGGUGGUGGUGGUGGUGGUGGUGGCAGAUCAGCCUAUUUAGCAGAAUUUUUACGAGAAAGAUGGAAUCCACAGGCAGGCCAUCUCGAUUUAGAUGAUUUACCGCCUACUUCACACAGCAUAGCUGUCGUCUUGGCUAAAUUACUAACAGAAGCAAAAUUUUUAUUUGGAGACGCAGUUGUUACGCUCUCCUUUGCUAGAAACAAACUCUGGUCUGUGGCACCACUACUCAAAAUAACAGAAUUGUUUCCAAAUUUGAAAAACCUUUCUCUCCAAGAUAAUGAAAUAGCCGAGUUCCGCAGUUUGGAUAGACUGUCAAAUAAGUUAAACCAGCUUCAAGAACUGGUAUUAGUUGGAAAUCCUAUUCAAACAAAGAAUGACUAUAGAAAUGAGGUCUUGAAACGAUUUCCUUCGGUUCAACGAUUAGAUUUCCAACCUACUACGACUGUCACUGCUCAAGCAUUUUACACACCUUCGGAUAUACCGGUACCUGUUCGAUCAAACUUUUUUGGACAAGAUGACUCUCGUAUUGCAGCACAAGAUUUAUUAUCCAAGUACUUCCCGUUAUUUGACACAAACCGUGAAGCAUUAGCAGACUUGUAUGAUGCACAAUCUACAUUCUCAGUUAUCUUUAGUAACGGUAACUUUAAUCAAGAAAGUGUAUGGGGAAGUAGUCAAGUUAAACCAAGCCAACGUAUUGUAAUUGGAAGUGAAAAUAUCAUAAAGCGACUUUGCUCAUUACCAGCGACAGUCCAUGACCUGUCUAGACCAGAUAACUUUGUGACGGAUGCAUGGCAAACGCACAGCACACAACCUGGUCAUCCUGUUAUCCUCUUUUUGACCGUGCAUGGUGAAUUUGCAGAGUCACCUUUAGGAACACCGUUAUCUUUUGAUCGCACCUUCUUAGUAGCGCCGUCUGCUCCAGGUUCGAGAGCGCAAGUAGCUGGCUGGAAUUAUGUUAUUCUGUCGGAUUCUCUUAUUGUACGUAAAUUUUCAUGUAAACCUGCGUCCUUAAUCACAGCUUAA
Molecule: messenger RNA, 1695 nt
Organism: Rhizopus microsporus ATCC 52813
Lineage: Eukaryota; Fungi; Mucoromycota; Mucoromycetes; Mucorales; Rhizopodaceae
Exons: 9
Coding region: 1-1695 (564 amino acids)
Biological process (GO): poly(A)+ mRNA export from nucleus
Cellular component (GO): nucleus
Molecular function (GO): protein binding; RNA binding
Source: RefSeq, a predicted model, not a curated record